CACGCAUCAGAUGAUCACUGUGUACAAAACGGUCCGAAAUCCCGACAUAGCGUAUGCCCUCAGGAAAGCUUGUGCGGACAAGCCAGUGGAUUGGUUGGUGUUCUUCAGUCCGUCUGGGGUCGAGUUCUGUCUAGAUUUCCUUCCCAAGGCAAAUGCGAAGUUUGCAGCCAUCGGACCCACCACGGCACAAAAACUCAGAGAUUGUGGCGUUGUGGUCAGCGCGGUAGCGGCCACACCCAACCCCGACGGCUUGAUAAAAGCUGUAUUAUCUGUAUCAAAUAGCAAUGAAUGAAACAAUCAGGAAAGUGUUGGCGUGUGUGGCCCAUGUACGUUGUCAGUAUGUCCCGACUUUGAUUUUUCUAGGAAAUAUUUAUAGCUUCAAAUUCAUAUUCGUAUGUCAUACGGAUAAACAUUUGUACGAAGGCAAGUUAAAAUACAGAUCAUGACGGGUGGUCGGGUGGCUGAUGGUGCGAUGAGUAUAUGCAACUACCUACAUACGAGGCAUGAAUAAUAAGGAUAAUAUUAUAUACCGAUAUUGCAUUGUAUUAAGAGUUGCUGACUUCGUAUCUAUAAAUGUGAUUAUCAGUUAAGAGCUAUAGUAACAUUGAACAUUGCAUACCGAAUGAAGAAAAGAAGCAAAUAAAUGUGGGUACAUUCAGAAUGAAAAC
Messenger RNA from Sphaeroforma arctica JP610, 668 nucleotides. RefSeq names its product uroporphyrinogen-III synthase. The annotation marks the transcript as partial. Lineage: Eukaryota; Ichthyosporea; Ichthyophonida. The transcript has 3 exons. Gene Ontology annotation, biological process: uroporphyrinogen III biosynthetic process. The record is from RefSeq and is a predicted model, not a curated record. Gene Ontology annotation, molecular function: uroporphyrinogen-III synthase activity.